GGGGCGGGCCCAAAAUGGGUCCAUAUCGCAAUAUUGAUCAAGAGAUGAACACAAUCCUGAUGUAAAAAUAGGCCCAGGGGUCUUUCCCCACCGCAAGGGACUUUAAAACAGUUUCUUUAAAUACAAUUAUUUUGAAUUUUGACUUCAUUUUUGAGUUAGAUCUUUGAAGCAGCUGAGAUCCCCACAACAUAAUCAUACAUCAACAAAUAAAGCUAUCAGCAAAUGGAACAUAAACAUUAUUUUGAUGUUUGCUCAAAUAAACCAGGUGAGCGUUACAGGCCAUCUGUGCCUCUUGUUGAACUAUGAAGCGUAGCCUAGUUUAGAAACAGCCUACGAUUGAUAAGUCACGAGUAUGAUUGUGACUGUAUCAGAGCCUGAGUCGAGAGUAUUGCGGACUUGGAUCGGAAUGAAGCAGAUAUGAGCAAGGCCAUGGGGGAAAUACUGAUAACGACGAAAACUAUAGCUAUCACAUGUGCGUUUUUUUCUUUAGGGGCCACCUCCGAUAGCGGUAAUCGUCAAAACAAAUAGACUAGUUAUCGUUAUCAUACAAAUUACGUAAACAACAUGUUUGGAACUAUUCUGGUGACGCUGACAUGCUGUGCCAUUCCUGUUGUGUUGUACAUAUUCAACUUAUACCGGCGACAUCUGCGACUACCUAAUUGGAACCAACGUUAUGUAUUUGUCACGGGAUGCGAUUCGGGUUUUGGACGCGCUCUUGCCACACAGCUUGACAAGGCAGGGGUGCAUGUGUUUGCGGGAUGUCUCAACAAGGAAUCCAAGCCCGGAUUAAAACAGGAAUGUUCAAAAAGAUUACAACCAAUUUCUUUAGAUGUGACAAAUGAAAAGUCGAUUGCAGAAGCAGUAGAGUACAUGACCAAUACCAUUCCUGAAGGUCAAGGCCUCGGAGGAUUGGUAAACAAUGCAGGCGUAUUUCAUAUAUUUGCCCCACUGGAGUGGCUCACCAAGGACGAUUACGAUAAGACGUUUGCCGUCAACCUGCACGGCCUCAUCAGCGUCACCACGGCUUGUCUUCCCCUUCUGCGCGAGGGAGCUGGAAGGGUGGUCAAUAUGUCGAGUGUUAACGCUAUUUCAGUCAGGCCAGCAGCCUGUGCCUACAGCAUAACCAAGUGGGGCAUAGAAGCAUUCACGGACACGUUCAGACGAGAGUUCUACAACACUGAUAUGUCGGCACACAUUAUUCAGCCCGGGCCUUUCAAGACCGCGAUCGUUUCACCAGAAGGGAUGGCGAAGCAGAUUCAAGACCGUUAUGUCAGUCUUCCAGACAAGAUCAGCAAACAUUACGGAAGCAAAUUUUUCAAUCAAUGGAAAGGAAGGAUGCUACACCUUCAGGACAAUCAAGACACAGAUUUAUCAAAAGUCACCAAUGCAAUGACGCACGCGCUGUUUGCCAUGUAUCCGCAUGCGCGGUACCGUGUGGGUUGCUCCUUUCUAUUGUGGCCCAUGUCAAUGGCCCCUGUGUGGUUCUCGGAUUGGAUGUAUAGCUUACCUCGCACAGAUUUGAAGUAGAGUAUAAACUGCUACUUGACACCUUGAGCAGUACCAUAUCCUAAAAAUGUGUGUUCUGUGCGGUAUGGGUGAAGUGUGAAUGGUAAUAAUGUAUAAUUAAUAACUUGAUGAAUUAUAAUAAACUGUUGAUACAUUGUUGUCAGUGAAACGAUGAUGAUGACGAUGAGAUUGAUUGCUUGAUAAUGAUGACUGAAGAUGGGGUUUGAUGAUGUUAAUUGAUAAUGAUGACGACGAUGAUGAUAAUUGAUAAUGAUGAUUAUUGACGAUGGCGAUGAUUUUCGACGGUUGUCAGGAUAAUGAUUGAUGACGUUUGAUGAAGAUGAAAGAUCAUGAUGAAUUCUUCAGUAUUUUGAUUGUGAAAAACAUUUUAGAAAAAAUGGGAAAAAAAUUACAUUUUUUGUUUCUAAAUGUCCGGGGCCUAUUAAUCUUGAUCGUAAUUUUUACCAGCAAAAGAAAUACAUUGUGAUCAGAGCAAUUUCCCUAGAAUAAGAUUUUAAAACAUCACCAAUU
Messenger RNA from Pecten maximus, 2037 nucleotides. Its product is annotated as short-chain dehydrogenase/reductase family 9C member 7-like. The coding region runs from base 565 to 1527 and encodes 320 amino acids. Gene Ontology annotation, molecular function: oxidoreductase activity. The transcript is spliced from 5 exons. The record is from RefSeq and is a predicted model, not a curated record. NCBI's taxonomy places the organism in Eukaryota, Metazoa, Mollusca, Bivalvia, Pectinida, Pectinidae.